Molecule: messenger RNA, 1734 nt
Organism: Pneumocystis jirovecii RU7
Lineage: Eukaryota; Fungi; Ascomycota; Pneumocystomycetes; Pneumocystales; Pneumocystaceae
Exons: 5
Coding region: 1-1734 (577 amino acids)
Biological process (GO): mitochondrion organization; lipid homeostasis
Cellular component (GO): mitochondrial inner membrane
Source: RefSeq, a predicted model, not a curated record
AUGAUCUAUUUCGGUAUUAAAGUAUUUGGCCUGUCUUUUCUAAAAUGGAAACCUGUUCAAUUCCGAUUUUUUUCUGUACUUUGUUGUAGAAAUUAUUAUAAAAUUGGAUAUAAGAAUAUUUAUAAUGAUCAAAAACUAAAUAAGAAAAUCUGGGGUAGUUGUAGUAAAGUAGUUUUUUGUAUUGGGUUAUCUUUUAUGACCUUUUCUAUCUUAUACAUAUUUUCAAUAGAUACAGAUUCUUUUAGAUAUAUUGGUUUGGCGACUAUUAGAACAUUUAGAUUAAUAUCAACAGCUGCUCUGUGUUUUAAUGAUUAUCGUAAAACGAUUAAUUCUAAUUACUUGGAUGAAAAAGAGCGGUUAUAUGCGUUGUCUUUGUGUCAUAAAAGAUGUGCUAAACGUACUUUAUCUUGCUUAGAGAACAAUGGUGGGAUAUUUAUCAAGCUUGGUCAACAUUUAAGUAGUAUGUCAUAUUUGAUUCCUUAUGAAUGGACAUCUACUAUGGUUUGUUUACAAGAUAAAUGUCCAUCUUCUUCAAUGGACGAUAUUAAAAAAAUGUUUUUGGAUGACACAGGAAAAACACUAGAAGAUUGUUUUUCUUUUUUUGAUGAGAAACCAAUAGGUGUUGCUAGUUUAGCUCAAGUUCAUCGAGCUAUUAUGAAAGAAAAUGGACGUGAAGUUGCUGUAAAGAUUCAACAUCCAUCUUUGAAGGAAUUUGUAGUUAUUGAUAUUUUUUUGACUAAGAAGAUUCUUAGUUCUAUUAAAAGAUUUUUUCCUGAAUUUACUUUGACUUGGUUAACUGAAGAAAUGGAAUUUUCUUUGUUGCAGGAGCUUAAUUUUAAAGAAGAAGAAAAAAAUGCUAUUCGUAUUAAAAAACAUUUUGAAAAAGUAAAAAGAUUUUCUGUUUAUAUUCCAGAAGUUAUAUGGUCAGAAAAAAGAAUUUUAGUGAUGGAAUAUAUUAAGGGUGUGAGAGUUGAUAACCAUAAAUAUAUGUUAAUAAAUAAUAUAUCUCGAGAUGAAAUUAGUGCUGAGUUAUCGCAUAUAUUUAAUGAGAUGAUAUUUGGCGGUGAUGGAUAUUUACAUUGUGAUCCACAUGGUGGAAAUUUACUUAUUAGGACUCGGCCUAAAUCUUCUCAAUCAAAAUAUAAUUUUGAAAUUGUGUUAUUAGAUCAUGGAUUAUAUAGAGAAAUUCCUUUAGAUCUUCAAAGAUCUUAUGCAAAAUUAUGGCUUUCGAUUAUAAAUAUGAAUGAAAAAGAUAUGAAGCAAUAUUCAUAUGAAGUCGCUGGGAUUAGUGAAGAUAAAUUUCAUUUAUUUGCAAGUGUUAUUACUGGUCGAGAUUUUAAACCAUUUAAAAAAUCUAUGGCUAUAAAAUGGGUGAAAAAUGAGCCUAAUCGUAUUACAGUACCAGCUACUCGAAGUUUUAUAACACAAUUAGUUGAACUAUUAGAUAACGUUCCACGAAUUAUGCUUUUACUUUUUAAAACUAAUGAUUUACUUCGUUCACUUGAUGAAAGCCUUAAAACUACUUAUGGUCCUAAACGCACUUAUGGCAUUCUUAGAAAGUAUUGUGCAAGAGUCGUUUAUCAAGAAAACUUAGAUAAGUUGUAUUCUAGAAAAGUUCCUAGAAAUUAUUGGAAUCCUUCUUUUUUUGCACAAUAUUUACUUUGUCUCUGGAGAUAUUAUUCUUUUGAAGUUUCAUUUUAUAUUUAUGAAUGGUACUUAUUUAUUUCUGGUUAA